Entrophospora sp. SA101 is the source of this 636-nucleotide messenger RNA. The record is from the annotation of a GenBank genome assembly. Lineage: Eukaryota; Fungi; Glomeromycota; Glomeromycetes; Entrophosporales; Entrophosporaceae.
AUGCCACGAAUAGAUACUACUAUUGUUACUAGCAGUAAUAAUAAUCAUCAUAAUGUCAUUGAAAAUGAACCAAUACCUUUAAAAGUGCUUGCUAUUGGUUCUGCAUACGAAGAUACUAUAUUGUAUGUUGAUAAGUUUCCUCCUGAGUAUGGUAAACAAAGAGCUCAAAGAGUUGAAAGAAGAAGAGGUGGGAAUGCUGGUAACACCUUAACUGUUUUAUCACAACUCCCUUUAACAACAUGUCAUUUUAUGGCCUCUAUGGCUUCAAAAGAAGCCUCAAUCAUAGAUGAAUUAGCAUUUGAUGAAUUCAAAAAUAAAUUUGAUUUAAUUUGUGCUGAAGAAACAAUAUUCAACAUGUCAAAUUAUAAUUAUGAGGUAGAAGAUGAAGAUGGAGCACCUUUUAAUUGGAUUCAUUUUGAAGGAAGAAAUGCACAAGAAGUAUCAAAAAUGAUUGAUUAUAUUGACAGUAAGGAUUGGAGGUCAAGGGCAAUUGUUAGUGUCGAAUUAGAGAAACCUUACCGUAAAGGCUUGGAAAUUUUGAUGAAUAAAUCAGAUGUUUUAUUUUUCUCAAAAGUAUUUGCUGAAGGCAAAGGCUAUAUUAAUCCUAAUGAUUUCUUACAAAUAAUAUUAAAUUGA